Echinops telfairi (small Madagascar hedgehog) is the source of this 2773-nucleotide messenger RNA. RefSeq names its product NOP2/Sun RNA methyltransferase 2 (gene NSUN2). Lineage: Eukaryota; Metazoa; Chordata; Mammalia; Afrosoricida; Tenrecidae. Bases 1 to 2265 code for a protein of 754 amino acids. The transcript has 16 exons. Gene Ontology annotation, molecular function: tRNA (cytidine-N5)-methyltransferase activity; tRNA binding. Gene Ontology annotation, biological process: tRNA methylation. The record is from RefSeq and is a predicted model, not a curated record. Gene Ontology annotation, cellular component: nucleus; cytoplasm.
AUGGGGCGGCGGGCGCGCGUCCGGCGGCUCCAGCAGCAGCAGCAGCGGUCUGAGGGAGGCGAGGACGCCGCUGAGCGCGGCCGGAAGCGCAGCACCGCGGGCUGGGAAGGCGGCUACCCCGAGAUCGUCAAGGAGAACAAGUUGUUCGAGCACUACUACCAGGAGCUCAAGAUCGUGCCCGAGGGCGAGUGGGAGCAGUUCAUGGGCGCGCUCCGGGAGCCGCUCCCGGCCACGCUGCGCAUCACCGGCUACAAGAGCCACGCGAAAGAGAUUCUCCACUGCUUGAAGAACAAGUACUUCAAGGAGCUGGAGGACCUGGAGGUGGACGGUCAGAAGGUUGAGGUUCCGCAGCCACUGAGCUGGUACCCCGACGAGCUGGCCUGGCACACUAACCUGAGUCGGAAGGUCCUGCGCAGGUCUCCGCAGUUGGAGAAGUUCCACCAGUUUCUGGUCAGCGAGACGGAGUCUGGAAACAUCAGUCGCCAGGAAGCUGUGAGCAUGAUCCCCCCACUGCUGCUGAGCGUCCAGCCCCAUCACAAGAUCCUGGACAUGUGUGCAGCCCCUGGCUCCAAGACCACCCAGCUCAUCGAGAUGCUGCAUGCGGACUUGAACACCCCCUUCCCAGAGGGCUUUGUCAUCGCCAAUGAUGUGGACAACAAGCGCUGCUACCUGCUCGUCCACCAGGCCAAGAGACUGGGCAGCCCCUGCAUCAUGGUGGUCAACCACGACGCGGCCAGCAUCCCCCGGCUGCAGAUGGACAUGGAUGGCCGUAAGGAGAUGCUCUUCUAUGACCGCAUCCUGUGUGACGUCCCCUGCAGCGGGGAUGGCACGAUGCGGAAGAACAUCGACGUGUGGAAGAAGUGGACCACCUUGAACAGCUUGCAACUGCACGGCCUGCAGCUGCGCAUUGCCACGCGGGGCGCCGAGCAGCUGGCCCUGGGCGGGCGGAUGGUCUACUCCACCUGCUCCCUGAACCCCGUGGAGGACGAGGCCGUCGUGGCCGCGCUCCUGGAGAAGAGUGAAGGUGCCCUGGAGCUGGCGGACGUGUCCUCUGAGCUGCCAGGGUUGAAGUGGAUGCCAGGACUCUCACACUGGAAGGUCAUGACCAAGGAUGGACAGUGGUUUGCAGAUUGGGACGAGGUCCCACACAGCAGGCACACCCAAAUCCGACCCACCAUGUUCCCACCAAAGGACCUGGAAAACCUGCAGGCCCUGAAUCUGCAGCGGUGCCUCAGAAUCCUGCCCCAUCACCAGAACACGGGGGGCUUCUUCGUAGCCGUGCUCGUCAAAACGUCUUCCAUGCCCUGGAAUAAGCGUCAGCCCAAGCCCAAGGUACGCUUCCCUCCGAGGUCUGAGCUCUACGGAGACGGUGUAGGACUGCCGGGGUCCGGGGGCAGCAUGGCUGUUGGGAUCGGUGGGCAGGUAUGUCCAAAAGGUUAUUUCCUGGUCAUCCACGUGGAAACCAUUCACGAGGCAUUUUACGUGCUUUGUGUUUUCACACGAAGCUUUCAGACUCGUGGGUCAUCUGAUUUCAAGGUCACGCCUUGGCCUGUGCUUGGAGGCCUGCUGGGCGGCACUCGGGACAAGUGGAGGUUCUAUGGGCUGGACGCGGCAUUCCCCAGGAAGAACCUGCUGACACGUACGAUGGAGGGGAAGAAGCGGCAACUGUACAUGGUGUCCAAGGAGCUGCGCAGCGUGCUGCUGAACAACAGCGAGCGUGUGAAGGUGAUCAACACCGGCAUCAAGGUCCUGUGUCGCAGCAAUGGUGCCGAGGAGUUCGACUGCGCCUUCCGGCUGGCACAGGAGGGAAUAUACACGCUGUACCCGUUCAUCAAGUCCAGGAUUGUCACUGUGUCCUUGGAAGAUGUGAAAACACUGCUGACCCAGGAAAACCCAUUUUUCAGGAAGUUCAGCAGUGAGACGUACAGCCAAGCCAAGGACAUGGGUAUGUGGUGGGUGGCCUGGGCCGGACUCCCGUCGUCGCUGAGCGUACCCCUGGCUGGGGGUGGACACCAUCCGGGUCAGAGGCACUCUUGGGGAUACAGCUCCGAUGGGGCAGCGGGCGGUGACAUGGCCGGGGAUGGCAGCUCCGAUGGGGCAGCGGGCGGUGACAUGGCCGGGGAUGGCAGCUUCAAUGGGGCAGCGGGCGGUGACAUGGCUGGGGAUGGCAGCUCUGAUGGGGCAGCGGGCAGUGACACAGCUAAGGUGGGAAGCCCAGACGGGGCAGCAGGAGGUGACAUGGCUGAGGAAAGCUUGCCCCAGUGAGGAGAGUGGACCCGGGGAAACUGCCUCGGUAGUGGUGGGGCUCAAACCCAACCCAGAGCUGGCCAGGAGCCGAGCAGUGAGUGGACCGGGAACAGCGGACUGGGCAGCUCGCUGCGCUGUCCUCGGUGUGCAGCUGCCUGCUGGGCCUGGGCCACGCUGCGUGGUGCGUCCUGCUGCCCAGAGACCUUCACCAGUAAAGUCUUCUACAAAGAAAUGAAGUGAAACUGCCCUUACAGAGGUUGCCAGGUCCGGUUUAUCAUGCCUAGGUUGACGGAGAGGCCCAGGGUUGAACACUUAUUUACAGAAAGAGCCUCUACCCGGUGCACUCGGGCACCACCCUGUGUGGCCGAGCGUGCACAGGGGUCGCUGUCUGAGGUCUCAGGUGAUGUUGGUGCCUUUGUGAGGAAGGGUCCAGGGAGGGCCGCUGGGCACUGGGACCCAGGGCUUUGAUUUGUGAAGUGGGAGGUGUGGUCCUUGGAGCAGGUCAAUAAAGAGCUAUGAACUCCGA